GGGUUCCCAAAUCGGAUCUAACCAGAUUCCCUCGCGGAUCUCCAAGUCGGGCUGCUCCGCGCCGCUUUGUUCCCAGGUGACACCAUGAGCUCCCCCGGCGUGACCCCAGAACUGGACAUGAAGGACGUGGAGCUGAACGAGAUGGACCCCGAAAAGCAGCCCAUGACCGCCUCCUCGCCCCUAGCCGGCUCUCCGGGCAGCCUGGGCGAGAAGAACGGCGUGGUGAAGGUGAAGAUGGAGGAGGAGGAAGAGGAAGCCGAGAUGGCCGCCAAGUUCACCGGCUUGUCGAAGGAGCAGCUGCUCCAGGUAGCCGGCACCCCCGCCUGGGUCCGGACUCGCUGGGCCCUCCUCAUCCUCUUCUGGCUCGGCUGGCUCGGCAUGCUAGCCGGAGCCGUGGUCAUCAUCGUCAAGGCCCCCCGCUGUAAGGAUCUCCCCAAGCAGGAAUGGUGGCAGAAAGGAGGGAUCUACCGGAUCUUGCAGGUGGAGGGCUUCCAAGAUUCGGGCAGCGAUGGCAUCGGUGACCUGACAGGUGAGUUUGGGGCCGAGGCUGAUGGGCAUUGUGGUGGCAAGGAGUCCCUGACUCACUCUCGCUAGCAUUCCCCUGUCGGUCCCUCUUUCUCUCU
Molecule: messenger RNA, 623 nt
Organism: Thamnophis sirtalis
Lineage: Eukaryota; Metazoa; Chordata; Lepidosauria; Squamata; Natricidae
Source: RefSeq, a predicted model, not a curated record